Messenger RNA from Drosophila busckii, 2718 nucleotides. RefSeq names its product prolyl 4-hydroxylase subunit alpha-1. Lineage: Eukaryota; Metazoa; Arthropoda; Insecta; Diptera; Drosophilidae. Gene Ontology annotation, molecular function: protein binding; procollagen-proline 4-dioxygenase activity; L-ascorbic acid binding. The transcript has 17 exons. The coding region runs from base 1 to 2718 and encodes 905 amino acids. Gene Ontology annotation, cellular component: endoplasmic reticulum. Gene Ontology annotation, biological process: peptidyl-proline hydroxylation to 4-hydroxy-L-proline. The record is from RefSeq and is a predicted model, not a curated record.
AUGAUCUACACAAUCACUAAUUUGUCCAAUAUCACAAUUAAAUUAAUUGCAGAGAUCGAUGUGAUAGUAAAUGUAGGUCAGCCUGAGUACCUGGAAGCUAGUACAAUAGAUGAAAUACAUAGACCCAAAGUAUCAACAUAUCGCUGGGCCAAAGGUAAUUGGAUACCCACAGCCAAUUCCACUGAAGAACAGCAGUUAACUCUGGCAAGAAUACAGCAACGUAUUCGGGAUAUGACGGAGCUAGCAAUAGACCGUGGAAAACUGACAAAUUUUCAACUAAUAACCUAUGGAUUUGGUGGGCAAUACAAAAUACAUUUUGACUUUUCCGGAUUCUUUGAUAAUAAUGUGGCACUUAAAAAUCGCAUAGAUCUCAUUUUUAAUGAUCGUAUUGGCACAGUCUUAUUUUAUCUCAAUGAUCCAAAUGGUGGUGGUGCAACAGUUUUUCCCUUUCUAAACCUGAAGGUGGCACCAGAACGUGGCAAGGCCUUGUUUUGGCACAGUCUGGAUCCCAAAAGCUUCGACUAUGAAAUGGGCAGCUUGCAUGCCGGCUGUCCCGUGUUGGUUGGACAAAAAACGGUAUUGGUGCAAUGGAUACACGAACGAGAGCAAAUGUUUACUAAGCCCUGCUUCUAUGCUCCAAAUCAAUUGAAUCUGUUAAGCGAAUGCUGCCUGACGGAGCUAGUAGUGCACGAUUUUCAGCUACAGCAAUUUCAGUACACAAGCUACGGCUACGGCGGACACAACAGUGCACACUACGAUAAUUUUGGUACCUACGAGAAUAAUAACAGUGAUCCCAAACGCAUACCUUGGAUAUCGCCUAAGCACUGUGCUGAUUUAUGCGGUGCUAUUGUAUUUCCUCAUUUAAACCUGACGUUGUCACCAGAGCGUGGCAAGGCGUUGUUCUUCUAUAAUCUGAAUCCCAAGAACUUUGACUACGACGAGCGUAUGUUGCAUGCCGCGUGUCCAGUGCUGCUUGGACAUAAAAUGGUCAUUAACAAGCCGGCUUAUGGUGCCGUAAGCGUUAAGCGGAUUACCAAAGUACUCAUCCGCAUCCUCUUCGCCGGCAUGCAUUUGCACAGCUUCGACACUCGCAAAAUGUUCUCAUGCGGACUGCUGCUCGUUCUCGCCACGCUGUGGCAUGCGGCAAGCUGCGAAUUUCAUUCUUCCAUACAUGCCAUGUCAAAAGUGUUUGGCUACGAACAGCAAAUGUUGCAGCAUAUGCAAAAGUUUCUGGGUGACAAUCAGAGUAAAUUGGAUUUUCUCAAUGCGCGACUGGCAGAGUACGAGCAUCAGCUCGAUGAGGCGCAGCAAUGGCGCGGGGGCGUCUCAUACCUCGAUAGUCCACUGAAUAAAUAUUUGCUUACCAAGCGACUGACAGUGGACUGGCAGCGCAUUGAAAAUCUCAUGGCAGCCAAAACGGGCCAGAAAGCGCUGCUGCGCCUCCAGCAAAUGCAACAGCGCAAGCAAAUCCCAGAUGCAGCGGAGCUGAAUGGUGCCAUCGAUGGCUUGUUGCGACUGCAGAGCAUCUACAGACUGUCAGCCGAGGAUAUAGCUGCAGGCAGAUUGGCUGGCAUCGACUAUGGAACGCAGCUCACUCUGGCCCAUUGCAUGGACAUAGCGCAGAAGGCAAUGCGUGAUAAUCAUCUGCAGCUGGCACACGCCUGGCUGGUGGAGGCGAACAAGCGAGUGUCCAUUAAGGAUCGUGUUUUAAUGCAGCCACAGAUAUUGGGCAAGCUGUUGCAGCUAAAGAUGCAGCUAGCGGAUUAUCAAGGUGCUAAUAGCACUUUAAGCGCGCUUAUGGCUUUGGCGCCUGCAAACGAGCAGCAUGUGCUGGACUAUGAGGCACUGCAAAUGAAAGCAUUCGACUCAUCCGGCGCCGUAUUAGAGCAUGCGCCGCUGCCCACAGACUUUGGCGCUUUAAACGAUGCGAAUGAAAAAUACAAAUUCACAUGCAGUGGCCACAUCAAGUUGACGCCCGCCGAGCUGCGUCCUUUGCGCUGCGGCUAUUUGAGCGAGACACACGCAUUUCUGCUGUUGGCGCCGCUGAAGGUGGAGGAGCUUAGUCAUGAUCCGCUGCUGGUUAUCUAUCACGAUGUCAUUUAUCAAAGCGAAAUCGAUGUGCUGACAGCGCUGGCGGAGAAGCAAAUUGUGCGCGCUCGCGUCAUUGGAGAAAAUGAAACUUUAGUGUCCAAUGUGCGCACUAGUCAAUAUACUUUUAUAUCCAAGAGCAGACAUCAAGUGUUGCGCACUAUAGAUCAGCGUGUAGCUGAUAUGACCAAUUUGAAUAUGGAGUUUGCCGAGAUGCAUCAGUUUGCCAACUAUGGCAUAGGUGGGCACUAUUCACAGCAUAUGGAUUGGUUUUAUCCAAGCGCCUUUCAACACAAUAAUGUCGCUCAGCCGGAGUGGGGCAAUCGCAUUGCCACUGUAUUAUUCUAUCUAAGCGACGUCGAGCAGGGCGGCGGCACCGCAUUUCCGCUCAUAAAACAAUUGCUGAAGCCCCAGAAAUAUGCGGCUGCCUUUUGGUAUAAUCUGCAUGCCUCGGGCGAGCCUGAUGUGCGCACUUUGCAUGGCGCCUGUCCCAUCAUAGCGGGCUCCAAGUGGGUGCUGAAUCGCUGGAUACGUGAGUCUCAGCAGUCGACGCAGCGUCCUUGUCUUUUGUAUAAUGACGCCUUGUUAACGCCCAGCAUGCUUGCCGAAUUUAUUAAAAAUAAUUCCUAG